GUUGGAAAUUUAUGGAUAAGACCAUCUCUGAGCGAAUCAAGUUUGUUCAAGGGAUGAAGUUGUGCUUUGGCUGUCUGAAGCCUGGCCAUCGCUCAAAGGAGUGUGAAAAUAGGAAGAUCUGCGACACUUGUGAGAAAGGACAUCCAACCUGCCUACACGAUAAUCGCAGCAAAGAAAGAGGAAUGUCAACAAGGAUUGGAAGGGAAAUGGAGCGUGACAAGUCAAGAGAAGAAACAACAGAUCGUUCACAAGAAAAGAUGACAAGAACACCAUGCGAGAUAACAUCUAACAGAGUUAUCCAGAAUGUUAAAAGCACCCAUACAUCCUCAGUCAUUCCUGUGUGGUUGUCAACUACAAGUAAGCCAAAUCAUGAAGUUCUUGUGUACGCACUCAUCGAUACACAGAGUGACACGACCUUCAUCCUUGAAGAGACAGCAAAGGUGCUUCACACUAAAGAUGAACCAGUCCAGUUAAAGCUCUCCACGAUGACUUCAAGAAAUACAGUGGUGCCUAGCAGAAAGCUGACUGGUCUACAAAUAAGAGGAUUCUACUCGGAUAAGAUAAUCUCUCUGCCAGUAACUUACUCAAGAGAAUUCAUCCCUGCAAACAGAGAUCAUAUUCCCACACCAGAGACUGCCAAGUCAUGGUCUCACCUUGAGCACAUUGCAGAUGAAAUUGCUCCUCUACAGAGCUGUGAUGUCGGCCUGCUAAUUGGCUACAACUGUCCUCAGGCUCUUGUACCAAGACAAGUGGUUGCUGGAGAAGAAAGUGAGCCCUUUGCUCAGAGAACAGACCUGGGUUGGAGUAUAGUUGGUUAUGGCAACCCAUGUCUUGACUUUGGAGAUGCUUUUGGAACAAGUCACCAGGUCAUUGUGCAGCAAGUGAUAUCAGUUCUUCCAAAUCUCCCAAGCGAAGUGCACUAUGUCUGUAGAACACAGAUCAAGGAAGUAAUCCUUCCAACAGAUGUCAUCAAGGUGUUGGAAUCUGAUUUUGCAGAAAGGGCUUCGGAAGAUGAACACCUUUCUCAAGAGGAUCUUCAGUUCAUGUCAAUUAUGGAAAGUGGCAUCAGACUCAAGGAUGACGGGCACUAUGAAAUGCCACUUCCCUUCAAGAAAGGAAGACCAAACUUACCAGAUAACAAGAUAUGUGGCAUCCACCGUCUCAGAUGUCUGGAGAAAAAGUUAAAGGGAAAUGAGCAGUACUACAAAGACUAUAAGGCCUUCAUGGAUGAGACAAUAGCUCAUGGAUAUGCCGAGCUUGUCCCUGAAGAGGAUAUCAGUAAGACUCCAGCGUGGUACAUUCCCCACCAUGGGGUGUAUCAUCCUCAAAAGCCUGGUAAGAUCCGUGUCGUUUUUGACUGCUCCGUAAGGUUUCAAGGGACAUCCCUAAAUGACCAUCUCCUGACUGGCCCAGAGUUAACGAACACCUUGGUGGGAGUUUUGUGUCGGUUCAGAAAGGGUUGUGUGGCAGUUAUGUGUGACAUAGAACAAAUGUUCCAUCAGUUCCAUGUUAAGAAAGAAGACCAAGAUUAUCUCAGAUUCUUGUGGUGGAAGGAUGGAGAUCUUAAAGCCCAGCCCUCCAUCUAUCGAAUGAAGGUCCACUUGUUCAGUGCAGCUUCAUCACCUGGAUGUGCUAACUAUGGCCUGAAGCAUCUUGCCGCUCAAGGACAAGAACGCUUUAGAGAAGAAACCAUCAGGUUCAUCCAGAGGAACUUUUACGUCGAUGAUGGAUUGACAAGCGUAGAAUCUGAAGACCAAGCAAUCCAACUAGUGAAGGAAACAAGAGAGCUUUGUUGCACAGGCAAACUUCGAUUACACAAGUUCAUCUCCAACAGCAGAGAAGUCUUAGCCACAAUUCCUGAGGAAGAGUGUGCUAAAGCUGUCAAGGAUUUGACCAUGAUAUUGGGAGAACCACUAAUGGAAAGAGCACUGGGGGUACAGUGGUGUGUGACUUCUGAUGAGCUGCAAUUCAGAGUGGUUGUUAAAGAAUAUCCACUUACACGCAGAGGGGUCCUGUCCACAGUUGCCUCUGUGUAUGACCCACUUGGAUUUGUGGCACCCUUAAUCCUGGUAGGAAAGCAAAUCCUGCAGCAGAUGUGUCGUGAUAAGCUCAGUUGGGAUGAUCCUUUGUCUGAUGACCUUCGACCCCUGUGGGAGUCUUGGGUGCAAGAUCUAAAAAACUUGGCUGAGGUGAGAGUCCAAAGAUGCUACCUGCCAUCAGGCUUUAAGGUCCAGCACUAUGAGCUCCACCACUUCUCUGACGCCAGCGUGUCAGGCUAUGGAGAGAGCUCAUAUUUAAGAGCAGUCAGUACAUCAGGUGAGGUCCAAUGCUCCUUAGUCAUGGGAAAGUCAAGAGUUGCCCCUACUAAAGUCAUGACUAUACCAAGACUCGAGCUGUCAGCAGCAGUGGUAGCAGUCCGGACCAUUGACAUGCUCUAGAAAGAACUAGAAAUAGACUGCCAACAAGAAUGUUUCUGGACUGAUUCAAAGGUUGUACUUGGGUACAUCAGUAAUGAAGCCAGAAGAUUUCAUGUUUUUGUAGCAAAUAGAGUUGAGCGCAUCAAACUAAGUACAGAGGCUGGACAAUGGAGAUAUGUAGCUUCAGAAGACAACCCAGCUGACCACGCCUCAAGGGGUGCCACGGCAAAACAACUCAAAGAUUCUAACUGGUUCACAGGUCCAGACUUUCUUUGGCAGAAAGAGUUACCAACUGGAGUUGUCAUGGUGGGAGAGAUCGAGAGCAGCGACCCAGAGGUCAAGAAAGCUCAGGUUCAUGACACUCAGGCAAAAGAAGCAAGAAUACUUCUAGAGCGUCUACACAAAUUCUCAGAAUGGGCAAGAUUGGUGAAAGCUGUUGCCAGACUCAAGCGCCGUGCUAAGGAAAUCAAAGAUCUCAAGCCAAAGUCCUGUGAGGCCUCAAGCUUGGAGGAAAGGAAAGAGGCGGAGCUGACCAUAAUCAAGAUGGUGCAGGAAGCAACUCUCUUUCAAGAAAUUCAACGCCUUAAACAUCAUAAAGAGACAAACCUCAAAGACAAAGCCAACCAGCUGCACAAACUAUGUCCGUUCCUAGAUGAUCAAGGUGUAAUUAGAGUAGGAGGCCGCUUAGCUCAUGCUGCCCUACAUCCACAUGUGAGGCAUCCAGCAAUCCUUCCUAGAGACAAUCAUGUUUCUGCAUUGCUCAUCAAGCAUUAUCAUGAAAGAGUAUACCAUCAAGGUCGAGGAAUGACUAUUAAUGAGCUCCGAGCCAAUGGCAUAUGGAUCCUGGGUUGCAGCAAGCUUGUUUCAUCCCAUAUUCACAAGUGCACAAGUUGCAGAAAGUUCCGAAGGUGCACAGAGCAACAAAGGAUGGCAUACCUUCCAGAAGAGCGGAUGGAAACAACUGCUCCAUUCACUUACUGUGGAAUGGACUGCUUCGGACCGUUUCAUAUUAAGGAAGGAAGAAAGGAGCUAAAGCGUUAUGGGCUGUUACUCACCUGCAUGUGUUCUAGAGGAGUUCACAUUGAAGCACUUGAUGACUUGACCUCAGAUGCCUUUAUUAAAGCUCUGCGUUCAUUCAUCGCCAUUCGUGGAUCAGUAAGGCAGAUAAGGUGUGAUCAAGGGACAAACUUUGUUGGAGCAAGGCGUGAGUUCAUUGAAGCAUUUAAACAGAUGGAUCAAGAGGAGCUCAAAGAUUUGGGGUGCGAGUUCGUCAUGAACAGCCCGGCCUCAAGUCAUAUGGGUGGGGUCUGGGAAAGACAGAUCCGCACUAUCAGAAGUGUCCUGGCGUCUAUUCUACAACAGUCGUCCAGACAACUUGACUCCUCUUCCCUACGAACAUUUCUAUAUGAGGCCAUGGCGGUUGUGAAUAGCAGACCUCUAACCACUGAUCAUUUGAAUGAUUCUACUAGUCCAGAGCCCUUGACACCAAACCACAUCUUGACCAUGAAAUCUACAAUCAUUCUCCCUCCUCCUGGAAAGUUUGUCAAGGAGGAUCUCUACCUCCGCAAAAGAUGGCGCAGAGUUCAACUUUUAACCAACAACUUUUGGGUACGAUGGAGAAAGGAGUACCUCUUAAAUCUCCAACACAGACAGAAGAGGACCAAAAAUCGCAGAAAUGCAAAGGUCGGAGACAUUAUUUUGUUGCAAGAUGCGGCUACUCCACGAAACCAAUGGAAGCUAGCAAGAGUCAUCAGAGUAUCCUGGAAGCGAUGAAAGAGUGAGGAGACUCAAGUUACUCAUCAGUGACUCCUCCCUGGAUGGAAGAGGAAAGCGUACAUCCAAACCUGUUUACCUGGAGAGACCCAUUCAGAAAACAGUUACAUUGGUAGAAGCAGACUGAUGGUUCUAUCAUACACUCAAACACAGUUUAUUAGUUGUUUAUUAGGAUUGAGUUCAUUUACUUUAUUCAUGCAAUAUGUUUGUCUCCAAGUUUAAGAAAUCACUUGUGAUUUAGUGGGAGUGUAACUGCCUGAUGCCAGUUUAUUUCUGUAUUAGCACUUUUACUAUUCUGUUGUUUCUGUAUUUGAAUGUUAACAGCAAGACGGAACUAAUUAUUGGUUCCGCCCGGAGGUUUCCGGCCGGGCGAUUUUGAGCGACGCACUGAGAAAAACUUUACGGCGAAAGAGACUGAUUAUUCCGCUGUUGUAGUGUUUAAGUGGAUAAAUUUACAAGAAAAUAGACAGAAGAUGAUACGGGAGAUCUGAAAGGAUGUUUAGCACCUCUUUGUGAUAAGCAGCAAUGAGUUCUCACGGGUUGACCAACAUUAAAGCCCUGUAUUUUAACCAAGACCUCUUGCCUCAUGCCUGUCACUGGGGGAGCUACAGGGAUAUUGGUUUAUUUAGACUCCGAGGGACGUGUCAGCCACGUAAAAAAAGUUAAAAGCUUAAGUCAUUUGUGGAUUAAUGCUUAUUGGAGAUGUGAACAUUUUCAAACGAUUCAGUUCGAUUUGGUGAACUGGUUUAACUUGUUCACUAAGAAGAACCGGGUAAAUCGAAUGAUUCGUUUGCGAACCGGAUAUCACUACACUGCAGUGAACGCGCUCACAACAGACCCGGAACAGAAGACAAUACUGAAUAAAGUCGUAGUUUUUGUUAUUUUUGGACCAAAAUGUAUUUUCGAUGCUUCAAGAAAUUCUAACUGACCCUCUGAUGUCACAUGGACUACUUUGAUUAUGUUUUUUAUUACCUUUCUGGACAUGGACAGUAUACUCUACAUACACUUUCAAUGGAGGGAAAGAAAGCUCUCGGACUAAAUCUAAAAUAUCUUAAACUGUGUCCCGAAGAUAAACGGAGGUCUUAGGGGUUUUGAAUGACAUGAGGGUGAGUCAUUAAUGACAUAAUUUUCAUUUUUGGGUGAACUAUCCCUUAAAAGGCAGUAAAUUCGCCAUUCAUUAAACAGAUCAUGCAGCUGCUCUGGAAAAGCUGCGCAGAAUGAGCCAGCCAGCUGCUCUCAAAUCUCUCACUGUACUUUGAUUGCAUAGUUACAAUGACGUGGAAUCGGCGACGUCUAAAGUCAGACCAAAUCCCAAAGCGUUCCAUUCCGCUUUUAGACACACUUACAAACUUCCGUCUCCCAGCUCCAUAUACCACAAUGCAACACGAUUGUGAUAUCACCACAUAUCUCAAUUAUUUAAUGCUCCUCCCAAAAAAAACUCAAUGAUAAAUGAAUAAUUGUAUAUAUUAUGGAAUAAAUUAGAUAAAUUACACAGAUUCAUGACAUUCGACUUGUGAACUUGGGGCAGAUCGAUUAACCCCAACUUUAGCAAGACAUGCCAUUUGAUGUCACUGCUCCCUAAAAGGAUAGUGUGGAGCUAUGUUAUGUCAAACAUAAAACAUUAGAUAUUAAGUGUAUAAAAUUCUAAGUGAAUUUUUGCUUUUUCAAAUGGCGGCUUUAAAAAAAAAUUAAUUAUUGAUAGAAAAAAGAAAAACCUUUAAAAAAAAUCCUCACGAUGUAUCAUGGUGUGUGAUAAAUAUGCUACCAUGAUGUGAUUGACUGGAACAAAUUGGGGUUGGAAGUGGAACAUUUCAGUCUGGAACAUGGCAUUAAUAAAUAAGUAAUAAUGUUAAUGUGAGGAUUACUUAGUAAGUAAUUCACCCACUUUGAUAGCCUACUUUCCUCUAUGUGAUGUGAAAAUCUAAUGAUUUGAAAACAUGAUCUGUAAGAGUUUUUACAAAAAUAAAUAAAAUAAAUUAAAAAAUAGUGACAUCAAAGGUAUAGCUUAUACACUUGUGUCUGUGUCAAUCACGUAAAUAUUAAUAUGCCUAAAACAUAGAAUUAUAAGACAUAGAAUAUUUUUACCUUUUAGAUGAUUCUAUUUUGUCUGUAAUUCGUUUUUCUAUAGUAACACAUUGGCUGAUGCAUCGUCGUCAUGCAUAUGCUUAACUUACAUGUAAAUAUUUUACAACUGAAAAAAAAUCUACAUUGAUCUUAAGGGGGCAUCUUCCUGCGGAAUCCGGCAGCGGAUGGUAAAUAUACGUUUGCGAUUUUAAAUAUUCACCACUAGAUGUCAUCAAACGACAAACCAUAAUAUAACUUCGUCUAACCUACACUAUCAUCCAAGAACAUUUCCGAGAAUGAGUAAUCCUGUAAUUGUUGGGAUAGGAGACUGAACUUUUAAACACAUCCACAUGCAAGUAUUCAAACAUGACUGUUCAAAUUUUAUUUAAAAAAUCUACAUUCUGAAAAGUAGGCCUAUACAAUAUGUUUAAUAAUUCAAGAAAAAAAAGCUUUAAUUGAUUUUACUCUUUGCUAAAUGGAUUAAUGACUGAUCGUGAAAAAAAUACUGCUCUCUGUCACAUACACGCAGUAAAAUUAAUUUUCAAUGUUGAAACAAAGAUUAGUGGAGUAGCCUACAUUUACAAUAAUAUAUGAUACUACAGUGUGUUACAGCGUGUUUCUUUGUAAUUGUGUGUGAAUUUAGGCUAAAUGAGUGAAAAUCUGAUAAUGGUUUUAUAAUUUUAAGCAAUGCUUAUCGCGGAUCCUCAAGUAUGCGCAUUAUAUGCGCAUGUGAUAAGUUGCUUUAUAAGAAACCAGCUUUCUCUUUCUUUCUUUCU
Carassius gibelio (silver crucian carp) is the source of this 7030-nucleotide messenger RNA. RefSeq lists its product as uncharacterized. The transcript is spliced from 2 exons. Bases 12 to 2438 code for a protein of 808 amino acids. Gene Ontology annotation, molecular function: nucleic acid binding; zinc ion binding. The record is from RefSeq and is a predicted model, not a curated record. Lineage: Eukaryota; Metazoa; Chordata; Actinopteri; Cypriniformes; Cyprinidae.